GUGGGUGAAGCAGUCCUUGAAAAUGCUCGUCUUAUGCUGCACACCGAGAACAUUCAAGCCUGUGCUGAAGAUUUUAAAGACCGGUAUGAAAAUGAGCAGCCAUUCAGAAAAGCAGUGGAAGAUGAAAUUAAUUCCCUAUAUAAAGUGAUUGAUGAUGCUAAUUUAACUAAAAUAGAUCUGGAGAGUCAGAUAGAGAGCAUGAAAGAAGAACUAACUUUGCUGUCAAAGAAUCACGAAGAAGAUGUGAAGGUGUUAUACAAGCAGCUUGCUGGAUCUCAGCUGGAAGAACUUGAUGUUCCCCCGGGAAGUGGCCUGGACGACAUACUGGAAAAAAUCAGAAUCCACUGGGAAAGAGACAUUGAAAAGAACCGUGCUGAGACAGGUGCCCUGCUCCGUACCAAGCAACAGGUUGAAACGACGGCUGCUGUGCGAACCCAGGAGGAAGAGCUGGUGGAGGGCCUCAGAACCGAGUUCCAUGAAACAGCCUGCAAAAUACAGAGCUUGCAAGCAGAAACUGAAUCUUUGAGAACCUUGAAAAGGGGUCUGGAGAACUCUUUAUACGAUGCCAAGCACUGGCACGACAUCGAACUGCAGAACCUAGGCUCUGUCAUUUCCAAGCUGGAGGCAGAGAUGGGAGAAAUCAAAGUAGAAACCGAGCAGCAGCAGCGGGAUCGUGAAAGUCUGCUCACCAGCAAACAACAGCUGGAGAAAGACAUUGCUGCGUAUCACUGCCUUCUGGAUGGAGAACAAAGCAG
This is a messenger RNA of Balearica regulorum gibbericeps (East African grey crowned-crane), 755 nucleotides long. It is a transcript of the gene BFSP2, whose product is annotated as beaded filament structural protein 2. Gene Ontology annotation, molecular function: structural molecule activity. Gene Ontology annotation, biological process: intermediate filament organization. The record is from RefSeq and is a predicted model, not a curated record. Lineage: Eukaryota; Metazoa; Chordata; Aves; Gruiformes; Gruidae. Gene Ontology annotation, cellular component: intermediate filament; cytoskeleton.